Molecule: messenger RNA, 1229 nt
Organism: Eleginops maclovinus (Patagonian blennie)
Lineage: Eukaryota; Metazoa; Chordata; Actinopteri; Perciformes; Eleginopidae
Product: hatching enzyme 1.2-like
Exons: 7
Coding region: 101-835 (244 amino acids)
Biological process (GO): proteolysis
Molecular function (GO): metalloendopeptidase activity; zinc ion binding
Source: RefSeq, a predicted model, not a curated record
GGGGCAUAAAUACUUUAAUUUGUAUAAAUAAAAUUAAAAGAAAUGUUGUGCAUUUGUGUUGUAGGGUGCUACUCAAAAAGCACAAACACGUGAGUUGAGAAUGGAGAAUUUACUGUAUAUUGACCUCUGUUUUCUUCUUAGUUUCUCUAGACAUCUGACUUCUGAAUUUGUUUCUGGUAUCAUUUGUUUUCUCUGUUUGUUUAUUCUUUCAGAAGAGUUUGUGGACGCCUCUGAUAUCAUCGAGAGAGCGAAUGCUAACAUAACAACGCGCCUGGUCGACGGAGACAUUGCGCCAAAUUUAAGAAGGAAUGCAGAUCCCUGCACGGCUACAGGCUGCAAAUGGCCCAAAUAUGGAAGAUAUGUUUACAUACCCAUCAUAUUCUCCAACCGCUACACAACAACAGAGCGCAACAUCAUCAUCCGAGCCCUGUUGAUCUUCCACGCAUCCACCUGCAUUCGCUUUGUCAGGAGGGGCUCCCAUAGAAAUUACCUCUACUUCUACUCUGGAUCUGGGUGUUGGUCCUACCUGGGCCGACAGCAUAGAGGACAGCUUGUAUCCCUGCAGAAAAAUGGUUGGUUGUACAAAUCCACAGUGCAGCACGAGGUUCCCCACGCUCUGUUUUUGUUAAGAGAAAGUAAUUUUAUGAAGAAGCAAACUAACAACUUGGGUACUCCCUACGACUUCGACUCCAUCAUGCACUACGGAAAAUACGCCUUCAGCAAAAACAGCCAACCGACCAUCCUCGCUAAGAGCAAUCCAAGUCUUAACUUUGGGACUGCUGGUACAAUGAGCAAGAAUGACAUCGCUCGUGUCAACAAGCUUUACCGAUGUUAAUAAACGGAAGGAGACGGUCGGCCUCCAGAUACUUCAACUCCCGGCUCGUUAUGAUUCACCAAUAGCUCCAGAUCUGUUGUUUAACAGUGGCUAGCUUUCUGCUGAGGUCCAUCAACCCAGAGGGCUCAGCUUUUCUUUAAAUAAUUUCUUAUUGGAUUUAAGUCAUUUACUCUAUAAUAUGGCUAUGGCUAGCUUUCUGCUGAGGUCAGACACAAUACCGAUCUAGAGGGCUCAGCCCUCAUUUGAUUUAAAUCAUUUACUCACUUUAUUGAUUUUUCAAAUAUAAACUUUAUUUUAUGAUUUUGGUUUUACUUGAUGGGCUCAAGAUUCAUUAAAUAGUUAAUGAUACUAUAAGGGGAAGAAAAAUAAAAACAAUUAAAAAAACAAUUCAUCA